AGCUCCCAGUGACCCUACUUUUUGAUGAAAAUUACUCUAAUGGGGAUCUGUGCCAAGAUAAUCCUGGAGGGACACUAAAAAUUUGCGACGUUAACAUAGGACUUUGAACUUACUUAUUAUCUGCGACUCUUGCCAAUUACCGGGAAGAUAACUAUACCAUUAUUUUCUUUCUAAAUAUUCACAUAAAUUUAUAAUACAAAAAUCAUGAGUUUACAAUGGACAUUGAUUGCUGGUUUUCUGUAUGCUCAAAUAUGUUUUGUAUUACUCUUAGUAUUACCAAUAAUAUCACCAACUAAAUGGCAAAAGUUAUUUAAAUCUAGAUUCUUGCAAUCAAUAAGUAAUCAAGCAUCGUAUUAUUUCUAUGUUGUACUUAUCGUAUUAGUUUUGUUUUUGUUGGAUUCUAUUAGAGAAAUGCGAAAAUAUUAUGGAAUUGAAAGUGCAGGAGAACAUACGCAUUUGGAUGCUGAGAUGCAAGGAAACAUGAAACUGUUCAGAGCUCAAAGAAAUUUUUAUAUAACUGGUUUUUCACUGUUUUUAAGCCUUGUUAUACGGCGUCUUAUGAUUCUUAUUUCUUUCCAAGCUACAUUAUUAGCACAGAAUGAAGCAGCUAUGCGACAAGCUCAGUCUGCUACAACAACAGCAAAGUCUUUGUUGUCGGAAAAAACACUUGGAGCGUCUGCACAAAAUGAGUCGCAAGAAGUGCAUAAUAAAGCUGUGUCUGAAUUAAAAAAUCAGCUUAAGGAAUUAGAGGUAAAAAAUCAAGAAAUGGAGUCGCAACUUGUACUAGAAAAGAAGCAGAGAGGUGCUAUGAAGUCACAAGCUGAAUCGCUUGCAGAAGAAUACAAACGUUUAUGCGAUGAACAUGCCAAAUGUUCUCUAUCGAGUGGUGAUAAAAAAAGUGAUUAAACUACACCUACCCACCUCACUUUCUCAUUUUCUCUUUAACAGUGCUAUCAAAUCUAAUUUAAAAACUUUAUGCAAACAUCUUUCUUAAGGUUAUUGUUUCAUAUUGCAUUAUUUUAUUAAAAAGAUAUAUAUAAGUCUUGUGUUAAACAUUAAGGGAAUAAAAAAUUUGUUGAUUGUGUAGGAUAGUUCAUCUAACUUCCGUG
Molecule: messenger RNA, 1109 nt
Organism: Colletes gigas
Lineage: Eukaryota; Metazoa; Arthropoda; Insecta; Hymenoptera; Colletidae
Product: B-cell receptor-associated protein 31
Exons: 3
Coding region: 205-906 (233 amino acids)
Biological process (GO): endoplasmic reticulum to Golgi vesicle-mediated transport; intracellular protein transport
Cellular component (GO): endoplasmic reticulum membrane; endoplasmic reticulum
Source: RefSeq, a predicted model, not a curated record